Oryza brachyantha (malo sina) is the source of this 1174-nucleotide messenger RNA. RefSeq names its product probable aquaporin TIP1-2. Gene Ontology annotation, biological process: transmembrane transport; water transport. The record is from RefSeq and is a predicted model, not a curated record. NCBI's taxonomy places the organism in Eukaryota, Viridiplantae, Streptophyta, Magnoliopsida, Poales, Poaceae. Bases 6 to 764 code for a protein of 252 amino acids. Gene Ontology annotation, molecular function: water channel activity. Gene Ontology annotation, cellular component: membrane. The transcript is spliced from 2 exons.
AGAAAAUGCCGGUGAGCCGGAUCGCGGUGGGCGCCCCCGGCGAGCUGUCCCACCCGGACACCGCCAAGGCCGCCGUCGCCGAGUUCAUCUCCAUGCUCAUCUUCGUCUUCGCCGGCUCAGGAUCCGGCAUGGCCUUCAGCAAGCUGACGGACGGCGGCGCGACCACGCCCGCGGGCCUCAUCUCCGCCUCCCUCGCGCACGCCCUGGCCCUCUUCGUCGCCGUCGCGGUCGGCGCCAACAUCUCCGGCGGCCACGUCAACCCGGCCGUCACCUUCGGCGCCUUCGUGGGCGGCAACAUCAGCCUGCUCAAGGCCGUCGUCUACUGGGUGGCGCAGCUGCUCGGCUCCGUCGUCGCCUGCCUCCUGCUCAAGAUCGCCACCGGCGGCGAGGCAGUGGGAGCCUUCUCGCUGUCGGCCGGCGUGGGCGCCUGGAACGCGGUGGUCUUCGAGAUCGUCAUGACCUUCGGCCUCGUCUACACGGUGUACGCCACGGCGGUGGACCCCAAGAAGGGCGACCUCGGGGUCAUCGCGCCCAUCGCCAUCGGCUUCAUCGUUGGCGCCAACAUCCUGGCCGGCGGUGCCUUCGACGGCGCGUCCAUGAACCCCGCCGUCUCCUUCGGCCCGGCCGUCGUCACCGGAGUGUGGGACAACCACUGGGUGUACUGGCUCGGCCCCUUCAUCGGCGCCGCCAUCGCCGCGCUCGUCUACGACAUCAUCUUCAUCGGCCAGCGCCCGCACGAUCAGCUGCCCACCACCGACUACUGAUCUCGAUAUAUCUCUCAUCCACCAUCAUCAUAUAUAUCCAACUCAAUUUCUAUCCAUCAUAUCGCUCAAUCGAUCUGCUGCUUCGUCGAGCCGAUCGCGCGUCUCAAUAAUCGAUCAUCUCAUCCAUGUCUGUACACAAACAAAUUAUAUAUUAUCGAGUUCAUGCUCCUCUCAGUACGUACGUACGUAUAGUGUCAACACAUAUCUGUGUGAGGUCUCCAAUUCUCAAUUGCAAGUGUGAGGUCCAAAUUAACGCCGCUCGCUCUAUUCAAUAUGUAUUGAUUCCUCAAUCUUGUCGUUGUUUGAGUUUGGUGAAAAGGCACUUAUCUGCUGCUUUUGCACGAUAACUCUCCAUGAUUGAAAAGUUUACGCACUCCACUGUGAUGUGUUUAGUUUGUGGACUCGUAGGA